Phlebotomus papatasi is the source of this 547-nucleotide messenger RNA. RefSeq lists its product as uncharacterized. The coding region runs from base 50 to 547 and encodes 165 amino acids. The record is from RefSeq and is a predicted model, not a curated record. NCBI's taxonomy places the organism in Eukaryota, Metazoa, Arthropoda, Insecta, Diptera, Psychodidae. The transcript has 2 exons.
UCUACAGUGCAAAUUGGAGGUGUUAGAGAAAAUAUUUUUCACUAUCAGAAUGAAUUUCAACCUUGUUAGUUUGCUUGUGCUGCUGUGUACAAAUUUAAAGAAUUUUGCAAUAAGUCAGUCAUAUCGUGAAAUUUAUUGUGGAAAUAUAUUCAAAUUAGAAGGAAAUUGUCUUCUUUAUUGCAUUUUCGAGGUGUACAAUCACCAUGGAGAUGAACAUAUAACCUCACAAGUUCUUUUUCACUUCUUAACUGAAAAUGGUUAUACUGAGAAUUCUCCGAGAGCCAGUGAGGGUUAUCUGGAAGCUUGUCUCAGAUUCCGACAAGAUUCAUUGGAUUAUCGUUGCGGGCUUUUUCUUCCAAUUUAUGAUUGCAUUCGAGAUAUACUAUCACAGGAGGAUUUUGAACGAUUUAUACAAACGAUGAAUAUGAAAGUUGCUCUAAGUGAAGGACAAAAAAUAUCCCCUUGGAAUUGGAAGGUACUAUACGUCUUUGUGAUUAUUGCAUUAAAUUAUUUUAAAUGUUGGUUUAAAAGAGUUAUUGGUUUGUAA